AUCUCGAGAUCGGUUGCUUUGGUUUGGACGGGGGAAAUCCUUAACACAAUUGCGUCAUAAAUACGUCAAUAAACUCACUCACUGACGAUCGGGUACCACGAUAGCCGCCAUAUUCGCAUCCAUGGCAGGGUAACGGUGCUCUCGGACAGCGUAUGGUCCAGUCAUCAGCAUCAACUAUUCCGCGCACCGACCCCCCGAUUCCAUCCGGAUAGCGGUCCCCGGCCACACAGCUUAGAUCUGAUCAUCAAAGCAGAAUAGCGGGACUUCCACAGAGGGGAAGACAUGCAACGUGGAGCGGGGGUCUAGGUAGACUACGAUGCCUUAGACUUAGAGAGGGAUCCUGGCACAAGAUGGAGGUAAAUAGCGUUUGUAGUGAGGUCAAUGGACAUGAGAUCAUAGACGAGCCUAUGGAGGAGGGAGAGUCUUUCUCACACUGUGACGAAGGGACAUAUGAGGAGAUUCCAAUCACCCACCAUGUAAAAGAGGGCUGCGAGAAGGCUGAUCCAUCUCAGUUUGAACUGCUCAAAGUCCUCGGCCAGGGCUCUUUCGGCAAGGUAUUUCUCGUCAGGAAGAUUGUGGGUCCAGAUGCUGGUCAGUUAUAUGCAAUGAAAGUUCUAAAAAAGGCAUCUUUGAAAGUCAGGGACAGAGUUCGCACUAAGAUGGAAAGAGACAUUUUAGUGGAAGUCAAUCAUCCCUUCAUAGUGAAAUUGCACUACGCCUUUCAGACGGAAGGGAAACUGUAUUUAAUACUGGACUUUCUCAGGGGAGGGGAUGUAUUCACUCGCUUAUCCAAAGAGGUUAUGUUUACAGAGGAAGAUGUGAAAUUCUACCUUGCAGAGCUGGCCCUGGCCCUCAACCACCUGCACAGCCUGGGCAUAGUUUACAGAGAUCUCAAGCCAGAGAACAUCUUACUUGAUGAAGCUGGACACAUAAAGUUAACAGACUUUGGUCUGAGUAAAGAGUCUGUAGAUGCUGAUAAGAAGGCGUAUUCCUUCUGUGGUACGGUGGAGUAUAUGGCCCCUGAGGUGGUCAACAGGAGAGGACACACACAGAGUGCAGACUGGUGGUCUCUGGGAGUACUUAUGUUUGAGAUGCUAACGGGGACGUUACCGUUCCAAGGGAAAGACCGCAAUGAGACCAUGAACAUGAUCCUCAAAGCUAAGUUGGGAAUGCCCCAGUUCCUAAGUUUGGAAGCCCAGAGUUUGCUGAGAAUGCUGUUCAAACGUAACCCUGCUAACAGACUAGGGGCCGGGCCCGACGGAGUGGAGGAGAUCAAACGCCACGCUUUCUUUUCCACCAUCGACUGGAAUAAGCUGUACAGGAGAGAGCUCCAGCCCCCAUUCAAGCCUGCAGCGGGUAAACCCGAUGACACGUUCUGCUUUGACCCUGAGUUCACUGCUAAAACACCUAAAGACUCCCCAGGUAUUCCUCCCAGUGCUAAUGCCCACCAGCUCUUCAAAGGCUUCAGUUUUGUUGCUCCAAACCCGAUGGAUGAGAACAAGAGCUCCCCGCUGCUCAGCUUACUCCCCAUAGUGCAGAUGCACGGCGGCUCAACCAAGUUCUCAGAUCUUUACGAGCUGCAGGAGGACAUAGGGGUCGGCUCCUACUCCAUUUGUAAACGCUGUGUACACCGAGUCUCUGCCAUGGACUAUGCUGUGAAGGUAAUUAUAGACAAAAGUAAGAGGGACCCCUCUGAAGAGAUCGAGAUCCUGAUGCGAUACGGACAGCAUCCCAACAUCAUCACUCUGAAAGACGUGUAUGACGAGGGCAGGUAUGUGUACCUGGUGACGGAGCUGAUGAAGGGAGGGGAGUUGCUGGAUAAGAUCCUCAGGCAGAAGUUUUUCUCUGAGAGAGAGGCCAGUGCUGUGCUCUACACCAUCACCAAGACUGUUGACUACCUCCACUGCCAAGGGGUGGUACACCGAGACCUGAAGCCCAGUAACAUCCUGUAUAUGGAUGACUCGGGAAAUCCCGACUCCAUCAGGAUCUGCGACUUUGGAUUCGCCAAGCAGCUGCGGGGAGGCAACGGCCUGCUGCUCACCCCCUGUUACACCGCCAACUUUGUGGCACCAGAGGUACUAAUGCGGCAAGGGUAUGAUGCAGCCUGUGAUAUAUGGAGCCUUGGAGUUCUACUGUAUACCAUGCUGGCAGGGUACACGCCGUUUGCUAACGGGCCAAACGACACACCAGAAGAGAUUCUUCUCCGGAUUGGAUCUGGAAAGUUCUCUUUGACCGGUGGCAACUGGGAUACUGUAUCAGACACAUCAAAGGACUUGCUGUCCCAUAUGCUCCAUGUGGACCCUCACCAGCGAUACACCGCGGCGCAGGUUCUCAAGCAUUCCUGGAUCACCUGCAGAGAUACGCUACCACACUACCAGCUCACGCGCCAUGAUGCACCGCACCUCGUCAAGGGAGCCAUGGCUGCCACCUAUUCAGCGCUGAGCCAGAAGACGAGUCAGCCGGUGCUGGAGCCCGUGGCGGCGUCCAGUCUAGCCCAGAGACGCAGCAUGAAGAAACUCACUUCCACAGACAUGUAGACACAGCCACCGCUCGCCCGCCCGCCAGUGUUGACCUCACUCUCUGUCAGACUCUCAUAUGCAAACACACACACACAAACACACACACACCGAAGUCCUGGCCAGUCAGACCUACUGUCUCCCUUAUCUUUUUUUUUUAAAAUCUAUUUAUUUGACUCACCCAGCAUAUGCACUCUCACACUGGACGAGGUUGCAUUGUGACAACGUCAGCUACAGAAGAAGAAGAAGAAGAAGAAGAAGAGGGGGAACUCACAUAUCAGAUACUGCUGGGGAGACACACUUGUAUUUAUUCCCACAACUUUCAUAUGCACUCGCCCUCCUCGCCUUUCAUUCUCUCUUCCCGCGUGUGGGGAAGAAAAACACACCAGCUGAUGUUUUCCUUCACUGUGAUUGGCUGAUUCAAAGCUGCUUUGGUAAACUGUGCUCCCCCCCACACACACACACACACACACACACACACACACACACACACACACACCCACACCUCUUCUGCGCUCUGCCCUCUUCCUCAGUUCUCUCUCCUUCCCUCGGCUUUUGCUGUCUUAACUUCUAUGUGCGAGAGUGUUGGCAGGAUGAUGAUGACUGAGGGAAUUUUAAGACUGUUUCUUCUCUUAAAAUAAAAAAAGAUAUAUGAUUCUGCUUGUGGUGGAUUAAUAAAAGUCCAUCUGGAUCAAAAUCAUCUGCGAACACUUUUGUUACAUAAAUGCGUGUGUGGACAGAACCUGUAAUUCUUUUCCCCUUAAGAUGCACCGUCUGUGUGAUGCUAACAAUGUAUCAAAAGAGGAAAAAUAAGCUGCAGAUGGACAAAAGAUAGACGACAGAAAUUCUAGUUUGCGAAAAGAAAAAUAUAUAUAUAAAUAUAUAUAAUUAAGAUGAUGAUGAUGAAGAGCAUGUGGGAAAGCUGUAGGGAUUUCUCUGGGGGGGACGGGAUGCACCCCGUCAAACCAGAGAGGCUGAAUUAAAAAAAUUAAAAAAGAUUUCCAUGGAUAUCUCUUUAAAAAGACAUUGUGGAAAUUGUAUGAUAUUGUAUUUAUUUCAUUUGAUUUUUAAGAUUCUAUUUUUCUUUCAAGUUCUGUAUAUAUUGACAUUAAAGAUCAUUAUUGACAUGCA
Messenger RNA from Etheostoma cragini (Arkansas darter), 3647 nucleotides. RefSeq names its product ribosomal protein S6 kinase a, like (gene rps6kal). The record is from RefSeq and is a predicted model, not a curated record. Bases 351 to 2537 code for a protein of 728 amino acids. NCBI's taxonomy places the organism in Eukaryota, Metazoa, Chordata, Actinopteri, Perciformes, Percidae. Gene Ontology annotation, biological process: protein phosphorylation. The transcript has 22 exons. Gene Ontology annotation, molecular function: ATP binding; magnesium ion binding; ribosomal protein S6 kinase activity.